Molecule: messenger RNA, 954 nt
Organism: Antechinus flavipes (yellow-footed antechinus)
Lineage: Eukaryota; Metazoa; Chordata; Mammalia; Dasyuromorphia; Dasyuridae
Product: olfactory receptor 4F3/4F16/4F29-like
Exons: 1
Coding region: 16-954 (312 amino acids)
Biological process (GO): G protein-coupled receptor signaling pathway
Cellular component (GO): membrane
Molecular function (GO): olfactory receptor activity; G protein-coupled receptor activity
Source: RefSeq, a predicted model, not a curated record
UUGCUGACUGAAUCAAUGGACAGAAUGAAUUACACAGCAGUGUCUGAGUUUGUGUUCUUGGGACUUACUAAUUCUUGGGACAUUCAGCUUUUACUCUUUGUGUUCUCCUCUGUGUUCUACCUAGCAAGCAUGCUGGGAAAUUCCCUCAUUGUGUUUACAGUGACUUCUGACCCUCACUUGCACUCUCCCAUGUACUUCCUACUGGCCAACCUUUCCUUCAUUGACCUGGGGAUUUCCUCUGUCACUUCCCCAAAGAUGAUAUGUGACCUUUUCAAAAAACACAAAGUCAUUUCAUUCUUUGGCUGUAUCACCCAGAUGUUUUUUAUUCAUUUGAUUGGUGGUGUUGAGAUGGUGCUACUUGUAGCCAUGGCUUUUGAUAGAUAUGUUGCCAUAUGUAAGCCUCUCCAUUAUUUGAUUAUUAUGUGUCCAAGAAUGUGCACAUUACUUCUGGCUGCUGCCUGGAUCAUUGGUUUCAUUCACUCAGUGGUCCAAAUGGCUUUUGUGAUUAACUUGCCCUUCUGUGGCCCCAAUGAGCUAGAUAGUUUUUAUUGUGAUCUCCCUCGGUUCAUCAAACUUGCUUGUACAGAUACAUAUAAACUUCAAUUCAUGGUCACUGCCAACAGUGGCUUCAUGUCCUUAGGUGUCUUUCUCAUUUUGAUCAUAUCCUACAUUUUCAUCCUAGUCACUGUUCAAAAACAUUCAUCAAGUGGUUCUUCUAAGGCUCUUUCCACUCUUUCAGCUCACAUCAUUGUGGUAAUUUUCUUUUUUGGUCCAAUUAUCUUUUUCUAUGCAUGGCCAUUUAAUUCAUCACAUCUGGACAAAUUUCUUGCUAUCUUUGAUGCAAUUCUAACUCCCUUUCUGAAUCCAGUCAUCUACACACUAAGGAACAAGGAGAUGCAAUUGGCAAUGAAAAGAGUGUGCAGUCAGUUUGUGAAUUUCAGAAAAAUCUCUUAA